AUGGGCCUCAAUGGACGACUGGUCAUCACACCUCUCACUGACCGCAUCUACCUGACUUUAACACAGGCCCUGUCCAUGAAUCUUGGCGGGGCCCCUGCUGGCCCGGCGGGCACAGGAAAGACAGAGACAACAAAGGACCUGGCAAAAGCUUUGGGUCUUCUCUGUGUGGUUACCAACUGCGGGGAGGGAAUGGAUUACAAAGUAAGAAUAUGGAUUAUUUUACCUUGUUGUGGUGGGGGGUGUGGAUUAUUGUACCUAGUUGUGUCUGGUGGGGAUGGAAUGGAUUAGGAAGUAAGAAUAUCAAUCAUGCCACCUCUUUUAAGCAGGAUUAGACCCUGAAUUGUAGUGUGUAACUGUAAUUGCACAACAGAGAAAUAUCACAUUUAUAUACAUUUUUGGUAGUUAGUUUGACAUUCAAGUAUUUUACAAAUCGUUUGUGUUGAAAUUAUUUCUGAUUCAACUAUUUCAACUGAUGUAAAACUUAUUAUUUUAAUCCAGUUUUUAAAGGUCUGGAAGAUAACCUAAAUGCAUUUGGUAAUGCUGCAAAAAGUGUCAAAUGUUUUGCUUUUUUUAUUUUAAAAAUUCCAUUUGAGUGGUUAUUUCUUCAUGUCUUUGCAGCAGCUCUGCUUUGUCUCAUGCUGCAUAUCUUAAUGACCAUUCAUUGUUUAAUGCGAGGCGUCACCAGCUGACUGACUGUCAAUUACUUUCUGUGUCAUUGGUAUGAGAUGUUGUGCUUUAUGAACUCUGUACACCUCUCACAUUGAACUUGAAGCAACAGAUUCGAAAGCUGUCACAGGGAUAUUAUAACCAAAACAGUUUUAAUUGUACUCUCUCCAGGCCUUUGGGAAAAUCUUGUCGGGCCUGUGCCAGUGCGGCGCCUGGGGGUGUAUGGAUGAAUUCAACCGCAUUGACAUCUCAGUGCUGUCAGUUAUAUC
Lymnaea stagnalis (great pond snail) is the source of this 935-nucleotide messenger RNA. The record is from the annotation of a GenBank genome assembly. NCBI's taxonomy places the organism in Eukaryota, Metazoa, Mollusca, Gastropoda, Lymnaeidae.